AGCCAACCGCAUAAGAUCUUCUCUCGCCCGCAGUCCAGCUUCUCUACUCUUUCCAUCUCCAUCCUUUUCCCAUCCGCUGGUCUGUCCCCAAGUACCGGCCUUGGCUCGCCUUCGCUUUUCUUUGACCAUCCCCUCCCACCUCCAUUCCAUCCUCAUCUUCCUACGCCCACCCACUUGUCUCUUUUCUCUCUCGUGCAUCUCCACCCCUCAGCCUCGCCUUCACGCUACCCUCACGGCGCCUCUCUCCAUCAGGGUCCAACCUCUUGUCGUCUUUCGGCGCGUCCAGCACGACAACUCGCCCUUCCUCCUUCUCCAUUGUCAUUCCUCUGGUCCAAUUGACUUUGAGAUCGGAUCUUGAUCAUCCAUUUCUCCCCUCUCUGAUCAUCGUCAUUACUACAAUCAUCAUAAUAGGUUCUACACUCAAUUGUUUUGCACUUACUACUACUAAACCAGCAGCAUCCUGACACGUGCACCCACCGUUCACCUUUCAUCGCCAUGGGCCUCAACUACUACGCGUCUUCGCCCGUGCUUGUCAUGCCUCACCAGCAGUCCAAUCACUUCAUGCAUCACCCACAUGAUGACUCCGGUGCAUCAUACAACGCCAUGAUGGUCGAUCCGUCGCCAUCCAGACGCUUCGCACCAAAGCUACCAACGCCACCACCGUCACUCAACUACCUAGCUCAGGCGUCCCACACCACGUGUAGGAAGCGCUCGCGCGCUGACAUUGGUGAUGACAUCGAAGCCGAGCUCGAAACCUCUGCUGGCCCUGUGCAACCACCCAAACCAAAAGUAGAGCCGCGUUACGGCCCUGGAAUGACCUUGAUUUAUGACGAACCAUCGCUCAACAUCUCUCCCGAGUCCCAGAGUGGCACCUGGAUGGAGGAGAAGGCCGACAUCGAGACUGCUUCUGCUGCCGCUGCUCUGAUCGACCGACCUCGCCUCCCCGCGCGCAAGCUGUCUCGCCGCGUCUCUGUCGACGAGAAUCUCGAGAGCACGUCAACGUCCCUAGGCAUCGAUCCUAUCGUUCUCAAGCUCGGCAUCGGCUGGAAGAGAAUGUCGCAAGACCGAGCGGCGGCCGUUGCUGGUGACGAGGCCUUCAUUCGCAACCAGUACCCGUACGUGCAGUCUCCCAAGAUCCUACUCCACCACGAGGGACUCGCUAUCUACGUCGUGCGCUCGGACCCCAUCGAUCAUCGCGGCACCACCCAUCAGUGGUGGCUCUUUAACGAGGAUCUCAAGUCGUGCCGCCUACUCUGCAAUGCAAACGAGGACGACGUUCUCCGCCGCCUAGCGAACAAGCGACAGGAUGAGCGUGGCAACUGGGUUCCCGACAUUUUGGCCGACGGACAGGUCAUCUACGCGAAGGACGCCAUUAAGCCACUUACAACCCCUCAGUCCACGGGUCCGGUCGAGGUCAUGGAAGUCGAUGCAUAGAUUGAACGCAAGUUCCUUGGGGUCACAAAUCUUUUUCGUUUGGCGUUUUCGAUCAAAAUUGGGACGGGGAAAUGGUUUAAGUCACGGAUGGGCUCACCCACAGCGGGGUUUCGGGCUCGGUUUUCUCGCCCGAAUUGUAUUAUCAGCAGGACACGUUUAUUGUUUCUGUUCCUUUUGAUGUCGUCUCCGAAUCUGCAAGUAUCGUCGCAUGCAUGCAGCGGCUAGGGGAUUGCCGCCGGACGUAUUCUAGUGUUGUGACAAGAAAUAUCGUCGCACGUAUGUAGCUGCAGUAAAUCAAAAGAAGCAUGAUAAUGAUCAAC
Messenger RNA from Verruconis gallopava, 1754 nucleotides. RefSeq lists its product as uncharacterized. The coding region runs from base 496 to 1434 and encodes 312 amino acids. The record is from RefSeq and is a predicted model, not a curated record. Lineage: Eukaryota; Fungi; Ascomycota; Dothideomycetes; Venturiales; Sympoventuriaceae. The transcript has a single exon.